Rhodotorula toruloides NP11 is the source of this 1428-nucleotide messenger RNA. RefSeq names its product Phox-associated domain protein. The transcript has 2 exons. The record is from RefSeq and is a predicted model, not a curated record. Bases 1 to 1428 code for a protein of 475 amino acids. Gene Ontology annotation, molecular function: phosphatidylinositol binding. Gene Ontology annotation, cellular component: intracellular membrane-bounded organelle. Lineage: Eukaryota; Fungi; Basidiomycota; Microbotryomycetes; Sporidiobolales; Sporidiobolaceae.
AUGGCGGCGCUGCGGACUGUUCCGUCAAGGAAGCGCGGUCCACCUGUCAGCACGACUGUACCGACGGAAGUCGACCGUGCGGCGGCCCAGCCACUCCACCGCCGAAUCCUCUUUCCACCAUCCUCCCCCGCCGAAACCCCUCGCAUCCUCCAUUCUUCCGCGCACGAGACCCUAGAUCCCCUCAUUCUCGACCUCAUCGCCCUCUCCUUGAGAGCUUACGUUACGCCCUGGUACAACGGCUCCAUCUCGCGCGAUCCCGACAAGGCUUUCCUCCAAGCCGUUAUGGCGGUUCUCAUUCACGUCGUUCAGGCUCUCGAAGUCCGCCUCGCCGCUGUCGACUGGGCCGACGUACUUCUGGCCGAAUUGCCAGAGGUCCUGGCGAAUCAUUACCGGGACUGGGAUUCGGCAGUCGAGCGAGCUGGCGGAGGCACGGCGCACAAUCUCUCGGUCGAUGAGAUGUUCCAUUCUCUCCAGCCUCACAUCGCCAUCCACCUACGACAGGCAGCCGAAGGUGAGACGACUGCACGGCAUCGUGUGACGCCCGAGGUCGACAGAGUCUAUCUUCGGGCACUCGUCGACCGGCUGCUCAAGCUCCUCCUUCCGCCCGAGGACUAUCGCUCAGACACGGAGCGGGCCAUCGUCCGCGAGAUUAUCGUCGCCGUCGUCUUCGGUACCGUCUUCAACCGCGUCGCCCAGCCCUGGUUCAUCCACGGGCUGAUUGCUAAGCAGCUCGAAGCGCGAGAGGCCGAGCGGGCUGUGAUGGAGAAGGCGUUGUCGGCGGAAGACCGAACAGCGAGUACUGGACUCGUCGACAAGGCUCUCACCGCGCUUCUCUCCCUUCCGCUCCUCCUCGCCUCUCUCGCCUCUCUUGCCUCAACUUUUUCAGCUCUGUCCAGCUCCACGCGUACGACUUCGUCCAACCUUUCCUCCUCACCACCUCCUCACCAGUCUCUCAGCGCACUCCUACUCGCCAUCCUCCCGUCCUCCGCCUUCCUCAGCCAGCUCGUCUACCUCGUCUCCCUUCCGCUCGCCUUUUUCUCCUCCCAACUAGACUCUUUCCUCGCCCAAUCCGUUACGGAGCACGUCUGUGCCGCUUCGACAGUCAAGGCCGCCAUGGAAGGAGCGAUCAAGGGCAUGUUCCCGAACGACGGCUGGCCCGCGCCGAAGGAAGACGACCCGGACGAGGAGGCGCAAGACGAAUUACGGCGGCGGUGCGAGGAGGCUCUCGCUCGUGCACUAUCUCCCUUCCUCCCCUCCCUCCUCUUCCCUCGCCUUCCGCCAGAACCGCCAGACCCGCGCAUCCACCUUGCUCGCCACCUCCUCCGUCCACUCGCAUGUCACACAGCAAACGUACACCUGUUUCUCUCGAUUGUUGAUUUGGUGGUUGGCAAGGUCUUCCCCGAACUUAUUGUAGCGCCGGAGGACUAG